CUCCCUCCCUCCUCCCCGCUUUACCUGGUGUCACCACCACUACGCCGGGAAGGAGCGACGAGGACACGGCUGUCCGGUUGACGUGGUGAAGGAUGCAGACGGGAAGUGGACGAUAAUGGGGUGGAUUGAAUGUCAUUGGUGAUAAAGAGGAACAGAAAGAGAGUGAGAGAGACAGAUAGACAGGCAGAGAGACAAGAGAGCGAGAGAGACAGAAAGCGUAAGGAAGUGGACAUACUCCCUCGUUCAUUAUAAUAUAACCCUCUACCACCACCACCACCAUCCCCAUCACGACCAUGGACUGGAAACGAGUCGUGGUGGUCGUCCUGUUGGCGGCGGUCGUGCUCGAAGGAAUGGCGGCCUCCAACGACAAGGAGAAGCGCUGGUCGAAGAAGAGGAAGAAGAAGACCAAGAACAAGAUGAAGUGGAAGAACCGGGCCAAGCUCAAGACGUUCGAGAGGAUGGACGGCGACGAGGACGACUUCCGUAGCACCGAGUUCCCUCCCGAGUUCCCUCCGAUGUCCGAGCUGCCCUCCGACGACCUCGCCGACAUGCAGGAGGAGGCGGUCAUGGCCGAGGAAGACGACGAUGGCAACGUGGGUGUGUCCCGACGGCGGCUGGACUCCAUACUCAUGGAAGGUCCUUCAUCGGACCGGACGCCUUACCGCCGUAGGCCUCAGGAUUCUUAUACGGAUUCCCCCUCCUUCUCUUUCUCCUCUGGUUUACCCGGUGGAGUGUCAGGAGUGCCAAAUGGAGGAGGUAUACCUGGUCUUCCUGGGCCCUUCCCGGCUCCGGGACUUCCACCACCCGAAGCUGAAGAAGAGGAGGGUGAAGGCUAUUGCCAGGUCUACAGAGGGGCAACCUGCAGCGGCUUCAUAGGCAAUCGCUCUGUGUACAUUCGUUCCCCACGUCAUUUGGCUGAUAUGGAGAAACGCUUGGCUACAGCAAUCACUGUAAUCAUCCAUUCCAAUGAUUUGUCUGCAAAAUGUGAAGAUUAUGCCAUAAAGUCUCUCUGUUAUGCUGCACUUCCCCUUUGCAAUGAAAAUAAGCCUAACCCAGAGCCCCGGCAGCUAUGUCGUGAAGAAUGUGAAAUACUGGUAAAUGAUGUUUGUAGAAUGGAGUACGUUAUUGCCAAACAACACCAGCUCAUUGGUCGACAACUUCCAAUUCCUGAUUGCGAAGACCUCUCUCCAAUUACCUCUCCUGACCAUCACUCUUGUAUUCGUUUAGGAGUACAGAGUGAACCUUUGGUUGAAGUCGACGAGAAGUGCUAUGUGGGAAAUGGUGAGAGUUACCGAGGAACUGAGAGUCGCACAGUAUCAGGUCGUAUCUGUGAACCAUGGAGUGAGAAUCAGUUGUAUGUACGAACAGCUGAUUUUCCAGAACUUAUUGGUGGACAUAACUACUGUCGGAAUCCAAGUAGGUCUGAGGACCAACCUUGGUGUUUCGUUGCAAAUGAACGCUCUGUUACCCGUGAAGUGUGUGCUGUUAGUGUUUGCAGUGAUAACACAUGGGUGUAUGUCUUGGUUGUUGCUAUUGUUGGUGGAACAGUGAUCCUUUCUUUGGUGAUUGCCCUUUGUAUGAUGCGAAGAGCCAAGUCUCCAAAGCAACCUUCACCAAAAGCAAAGACAGUGGAACUGAAUGCUUUGCUUCCCAAACAACAGCAGCUGAGAGCUCGGGAAUUUCCUUUGGCCAAUGUGAGGUUUAUGCAGGAGUUGGGAGAAGGGGCCUUUGGUAAAGUCUAUAAAGGAGAGCUGCAAGGCAUGAGCCCAGAUGGUUCCUCUGUGUUGGUAGCCAUCAAGACACUGAAAGAAAAUGCCACUGCUAAAACACGCCAAGAUUUUCACAGAGAGGUUGAGCUAAUGACUGACUUGCGUCACCCUAACAUUGUCUGCCUUCUGGGUGUUGUAAUGAAAGAAGAGCCAAUGUGCAUGUUAUUUGAACAUAUGUCACAGGGUGACUUGCAUGAGUUCCUGAUCUCUCACUCACCAAGAUCAGAUGUUUCAGCUUGCAGUGAUGACGGCAUGUCCCAGGUGGUCUUGGAGCAACCAGAUAUGCUUGUCAUUGCUACACAGAUUGCUGCUGGCAUGGAGUAUUUGGCAAAUCAUCAUUAUGUUCAUCGUGACCUGGCUUCUCGUAACUGCCUAGUUGGAGAAAAUCUUACAGUCAAGAUAUCUGACUUUGGCCUUUCGCGUGAUAUAUAUUCGUCAGAUUAUUAUAGAGUCCAAAGCAAAAGCUUGUUGCCUGUUCGAUGGAUGCCUCCAGAAUCUAUUUUGUAUGGAAAAUUCACAACAGAGUCUGAUGUGUGGAGCUUUGGUGUUGUAUUGUGGGAAAUAUUCAGCUUUGGACUGCAGCCUUACUAUGGCUACAACAACCAAGAAGUCAUUGAUAUGAUUCGAUCACGUCAUCUCUUGCCGUGUCCUGAAGAGUGCCCUCCUCGUAUAUAUGCUCUCAUGGUGGAAUGCUGGCAUGAAACUCCUAACAGAAGACCUACAUUUAGAGAAAUUCAUGGUAGAUUGAGGUCCUGGCAGGGUUUAGAUAAUGGGGGGCUGGUGGGGACCCUGAGUGGAAGUGUAUCCGGUCAUUCUGGAUCACAACACUCCAGCACCGGCCCCUCUAAUAAUACUGGUUCCACCAACCUCUCGUCUAACACCCAUCCACCGCACAUGCCACGUCCAUAUCAUCCGGGACCACCGUAUCCACCUCCGGGCCCACCACCACCACAUUCACCUGCAUACUCUGCUCCUUAUCAACCACCACCGCCACCAGGAAUGAUGCAUGGACUGUAUCCACGUUUGUCAGCUCCUACUGGACAUACACAGCCAGUGUACUUGGCUCAACGUAGUAAUGUUCUGGGUGGCUCACCUGUCACAGUCCGAGUUGCACAACCACAGAAUAUGAAUGGAGGCAAAGAAACUCAGCUGGCUAAUCUUUGAACAAGGUUAGCAUUCGAAAGGACAGCGACUUCUGUUAUCUGAAAAUAGACUGUGGAGUGUAUGAUGAUAUUAGUGUAUAUAAGAGAUUUUAAAUGUUCCAUACUAUUGAGACAAUUAUAUUAAAAGACUUGGAAAUAUAUUUUAAAGAAUUAGAGACUUCUUUUGUGAAGCACUAAUUUUACCCUUUAGUUUCUUCAUGAAAAAAUGUUUGGAACAGAAAAAUGCCAAAAAGUUAACAAAAUUUACAUCCAAACAUUUUACAUAUGCGGUCUAUGCAAGUAUUUGUAUCCUUUUUAUAUAUAAAUGCAUUUAACUGAAAUUACAAUCAGCGACAUGCCUAUUCGAAUACACAAAUUGCUACCAGAGCUCAAAUGUGGUGAAGAUUUGCCCCCUAUUUGAUUUGAUAUGUUUGUGUUUAGCACUAAAACUAAACUUCAAAGUGAUCAUGUGAGUGCUGGAACAACAAAGUAAAAACAUAUGUGAACAUGAUGAAAUUUACAGUAUACAAAUGCAUUUCUUGAAUCAAAAAGACAGUGCACUUCUGUUGAUAUAUCAAGUCAUAAACUUUUUAUCUUUAAGGUUUUAAAAGUUUCAUCCAAAUGUUCAGAUCUAGAAAAAAUGAACUAUUUUUGAUGGCCAUGCUGUUGAAACUGCACAUUGCUUGCCAUUGCUUUGUCAUCAACACCAGUUUAACAAGUUAAUCUAUUUGCUGAAAUGCAUUAAGCUUUAAUGUGAUAUUUUAAAACUUCAUGAAAAGGGUUUUCUUCUUGAAUUCCAAUACCAGUAGCUAUAUCUUUCCUUUAAUUGGGGUUGAAGCCCCCCACCCAUUAAAAAAAGAAAGAGGAGGAAGGUUUCAGAGUGGAGGAAAGUUAUUGGUUUCAUCCUGAUUCAGUUCAUAAAGCUAUGAACAAACAGUUUUCAGUGUUUGAAACUUCAAAUAAUAAUGCUGGUUAUUUUUAACUCUUAGAUUCUUAUCUACAAUGUUUUUAAUGCACCCUUUACUGAAAAUAAUCUUGAUACAUUGAUAACUGUUCCUUCUACUCCCCACUUUGUAACCAAACUCUUAUUAUAGCAAUAUUACAUGUAUUUUUCCUUAUUUGGAUAAUUAAUAUUGUUUGCACAAUGCAUUAAAUAAUACUUGUUGGAAGCUUGCAAACUCGAGAGUUCUUGUAAGAUAGUCCAUUAUUAAAUUACUGGUCAUAUAGCUCUAUGUACAGCAGCAUAAUAAUGUGUUUGGUGUUAUUGUGUAUCUCAAACAACUUAUCUGUUUGUGGGCCUUUGAUGUGCCAGAUCAAAUAGACAACUAGUUUGACAGAAACUUAUAAUACAUAAAUCAUAUAAUAUAUUAUAUAUCUGGAUACAUCUUGGCUCUAUAUAAAUGAAAAAAAAAAAACAUGGCUGUAAACUGGUUUAGGAUUUUCCCCUAAUGAUUUAUAUUUCUGCAGGCUUGCACUCUUUAGAUAAACUUGGAAAUCCUAGUCACUAGUGGAAUAGCCAUUUUGUUAGUUUUAUUUUGUGUGUUAUUAUUUCAAUGUUAGACUUUUAAACGAAGAUUUAGGAAAAGUGAUUUUUUUUUUAUAAGCAAACGAUGUCAGACUAUUGAAGGUCUUCUAUUGGUACUGAAGAUCAAUAUUAUAAAAUCAAGAAAAUGUAAAUAGUAUUGUAGAUUAUGCUAUUUAUAACAGGAACAGAUCCUUUUUAAUAAUAUACCACAUCCAGUCUUUUGUACAUGCAAGCUGUGGUAAUAUAUGGUAAAAUAAAAACACA
Molecule: messenger RNA, 4700 nt
Organism: Macrobrachium nipponense
Lineage: Eukaryota; Metazoa; Arthropoda; Malacostraca; Decapoda; Palaemonidae
Product: inactive tyrosine-protein kinase transmembrane receptor ROR1-like
Exons: 13
Coding region: 294-2933 (879 amino acids)
Biological process (GO): positive regulation of neuron projection development; cell surface receptor protein tyrosine kinase signaling pathway; positive regulation of kinase activity
Cellular component (GO): signaling receptor complex; plasma membrane
Molecular function (GO): Wnt-protein binding; ATP binding; transmembrane receptor protein tyrosine kinase activity
Source: RefSeq, a predicted model, not a curated record